Molecule: messenger RNA, 1914 nt
Organism: Trichomonas vaginalis G3
Lineage: Eukaryota; Parabasalia; Trichomonadida; Trichomonadidae
Product: dynamin family
Exons: 1
Coding region: 1-1914 (637 amino acids)
Cellular component (GO): cytoplasm; microtubule; membrane
Molecular function (GO): microtubule binding; GTPase activity; GTP binding
Source: RefSeq, a predicted model, not a curated record
AUGGAGCGCUUAAUUCCGAUUAUCAACAAACUCCAAGAUGUCUUUAAUACUGUUGGCCAGGACAUUAUUGACCUUCCACAGAUCUGUGUCAUUGGAAGUCAAAGCUCCGGAAAAUCAUCAGUUUUAGAAUCCAUCGUCGGACGUGACUUUCUCCCACGUGGUUCUGGAAUUGUAACACGUCGUCCAUUAAUUCUUCAAUUAAUUCACCUCGAAGCACCACCUCCAGAGGAUCAGCCUCAAGAGUACGGUGAAUUCGCACAUUUACCAGGUCAAAUUUUCACCGAUUUCAACGCAAUCAACGAAGAAAUCGUUAACGAAACAGAUCGUGUUACCGGUACCGGCAAGAAUGUCAGUCCAAAACCAAUUUCACUUCGUUUAUGGUCAAAUAAAGUUUUAAACUUGACACUUGUCGAUCUUCCUGGUAUUACAAAAGUUGCUGUCGGCGACCAGCCACAGUCAAUCGUCCAAGAAAUCUACGAUAUGGUUAAAUCUUUCGCCAUAAAACCAAAUUGUUUGAUCUUGGCAAUUACACCUGCAAACCAGGAUCUCGCGAACUCCGAUUCUCUCAAGCUUGCCCGUGAAGUUGAUCCAGCCGGCGACAGAACAAUCGGCGUCAUUACGAAAGUUGACUUAAUGGACCAAGGAACGAAUGCCAGAGACAUCCUCGAAAACAAGAUCUACCCACUCAAGCUCGGCUACAUCGGUGUUGUCAACCGUUCUCAGAACGAUAUCAACACGAACAAAUCCAUGGAAGAUGCCAGGAAGGACGAACGCCAAUUCUUCGAAAACCACCGCGACUACUCCGAUCUCGCUGAUCGCUGCGGCACUGCCUACCUCACAGUUGUCCUUAACCGCUUACUUAUGGAACAUAUCAGAUCUUGCAUGCCUUCUUUAAGACAUACAGUUCAGACAAUGCUUGAACAAAAGGAGACUGAGCUCGAAGGUUACGGUACAGACCCUACAACAUCAAAGGGAACCCUUAAUGCUUUCGUUUUAGACGUCAUUACGAAAUAUCUCGACAUUUUCAACACUUUACUCAGCGGCAAGCGCGAUAAAGACGAUGACGACACAACCUCUCGUGGUGGUGCUCGUAUUUCCCGCGUUUUCCUUACAGAUUACGAAAAAGCAAUCGAUGAAUUACCUGGCCUUGCACAAAUGAACGACAAACAGGUCUUCAAUCUCAUGAAGAACCACGCCGGCCUCUCUGUACCUCUUUUCACCCCACACAAAGCGUUUGAUAUGGUCUUAUUCAGAACAAUCGAACAAUUACGAGCUCCUUCCAUGAAAUUGAUCGACGAUGUUGUCAAGAUCCUCUUCGAUAUCCACAACCAAGUCGAUUUCAUGGAGCUUUCCAGAUUUAAUAUUCUUGCCGAUGCAAUUCACGCCGUUGUUGAUGAAUGCAUCAGAUCCUGCAUCAAGCCAACACAAGACUUCGUUUCCGACCUCAUCGACAACGAGAGAUCCUUCAUCAACACAGCGAGACCAGAUUUCCGCGGUGACCAAGCAAUUUACGCCGGAAAGGCCAAAGAUCCGAGAACAAGGCCUCUUCCUGAGAAACCAGCCGUUCCUGAUCCAGUCGGCGUCUGCUCCAUCUACGGCGCAUCGAAGGAACUCACUCCUCAUCAGAGCACAGAGAUCAAGGACUUGGAACAGAUCGGAGGAAGGUAUUUCGACAUCAUCAGGCGUCAGAUCAAAGACUUGGUUCCAAAGGCAAUCGUUAAGUUUUUAGUCAACAGAUCGACGGAGAUGCUCCGCCCGAAGAUGAUUGACGACAUUUUCACAAUGCAAGAAUUGACAACACUUCUCCAGGAGGAUCCUUCAAUCACAAGAAAGAGAAUCGCUUGCACACAGAUAGUCACCGCACUUAGAAAGGCUCAGGUUAUCCUCCUCGAAGUAAGAACUCUCAAGAUCUAA